Messenger RNA from Fusarium oxysporum Fo47, 738 nucleotides. RefSeq lists its product as uncharacterized. The transcript has 5 exons. NCBI's taxonomy places the organism in Eukaryota, Fungi, Ascomycota, Sordariomycetes, Hypocreales, Nectriaceae. The coding region runs from base 1 to 738 and encodes 245 amino acids. The record is from RefSeq and is a predicted model, not a curated record.
AUGCUCAUAUCAGUCGGAAUAGCCAUCCAAGCAGUGUUAUUAGGAUUGGCACUCUUUACAGUUAGUCUUCGAUGCUGGACUAGACUUUACUAUGAAAGAAAGAAGCUCACUCUCUCUGAGUACUUUGCAUGCAUUGGCUGGAUCUUCGCUUUGGGAUGGUUUAUAACUUCGACAGUGUCCAUGCUUAUCCUCGUUUAUCAUCCCCCGGCAGGCCCAGAUCUUCUUAUUCCGAGUGUUGACUACCAAAAGCGAGACCCAUAUCAGACAAUUGGUAAGACUUACUCAGUGUUCUGUUUUCCAUUCUUCAUCCUCAAUCAUCUGACCUUACGGACUGAGCAGAAACUCGGCCUUGUUGGCGUCUUUUCUCUUGGUGCAAUCACGAUGUCAGUCAGUCUUGCCCGCUUUAUCAUAAGCAACGCAGCGGACUAUCAGCUUGAUUACCCAUCUGGUAAUGCACUCUGCAUGGCCGAAAUGGCGACUGCAGUUGUCGUUGUCUGUCUUCCCGGCCUGAAGAAAUUGAUUAUGCGAUCGAGAACACCUACAAACACGACAAGCCAAGGAUUCAGCUCGAAGCAGUCAAGCCCAAGUCACUCUUCCAACAUGACAGGAUCCAAGUCGAGGACUGCAUCGCAGGCUUAUGCGGAAUGGGGUGUCAUGGACGAUGAGAUUGAGCUGGCUACUCAACCCCAGAAAUCACACUUACCUGGAGAGCUACAGGACGUGGGGAAAAUACUGUAG